CGCUCGGGACUUUUUAUCGUUUGGUAUUCCUACAUUUUGCAGUUUUGCUACGGUUUUGCUGUGCUUCAUAAACGCAGUACCUAGGUUAGAGGCUUCCAGUGUGAUUCCUUCUUUGAACUGUCAACAAAUCAAUCUGCUGUCGUUAAAAAAAUAAAAAUAACAUAAUAUUAUUAACUAAGUACAUACCUACUUACUGAGUGAAUAUUUAUCAGAUAACUUACGUCAAACACUACAAUGGGUGCAGAACAAUCAAGCUCAAGUAAAGCAAGAGAGGCCAAUUCUAAGUUUACCAAAGAUGAGGUAAACAGAAUGUUGGAGCAACAAAAGAGACUGUUUGAUGAGCGAUUCCAACAAUUAUUAAAGUUAAACUUAGAUCCCACUGAUGCUCGAGAGACUGCCAAGCAAGAAGCUCGUAAUGAAGUCGAAAGACUAAUGAGAGAGAAGGAAAGGGAACUAGACAGACAAAGGCAGCAACAAAGUCCCCUUGGACUUGGAUCCCUUGAUCGAACACCCGUAACAUUGGAAAGAGAAAGAGCACCUUACAGCUUUCCUGGAGAAAAUCUCGCGAGGGAAUUUACAACCGUACCGUCAACCUCAGAUCCUUUUGUUAGUAUUUACCCAAAUCUUGGAAAUGCAGCAUCAAGCUCUUCAGCUGCACCGAGUUCUCAAAGAUCAGUUCCAUCUGCUCCGCCAGCUCCCAGAGAUAGAUCCGUUUCCAGGAACCGCACUGGCAAGGCUACGCGUAACACUAAGGCUGAAGACGACGUUAAAUGCCCGACUUGCAAAAAUCAUUACACUUCAACCAUUUUUCAGUGCCAAACUGGGCACAGCUCAUGCUUGCACUGCAAAAACCGUAUGGCCCGUUGUGGCAUCUGUGGUGGCCCAAUUACCAACAUGAGGAAUAUCGAUCUGGAACAUUACGUUGGCCAGAGGACACAACCUUGUCCAAACAAAGAUGACGGCUGCAGAUUGUCCUUCAAGUUGAGUGACAUGGACGGUCAUUUAAUCGAGUGCCAAUAUCGCGAGAUGAAUUGCCCUCUUGCGGCGAUCUUUGGACAAUGCAGUUGGCGUGGAAAAGUCACACAAAUGGCGUCCCACUUUGACGAAGUCCACCAAAUGCACCGUCAGGGCAACGUCGACACAGAAAUGCGCUUGCUCAACGUAUCCAACGACAAUCACAUAGUGUACUACGUGGUUAUAGGAACCUUUAACUUCCUUUUCCAUGUCAAAGUGUGUAAGGGAGAAGGUAUGAUGUACAUGACGGUACAACUAAUCGGCAGCCAACAUAGCGCUUCGAAAUGGGGUUACGAAAUCCACAUUUACAACAAAGCAGAACCCCGCAGAAAGUUUGAGUAUAAGGAUACGUGCAACCCUAUAAACACACCAAUCAAUACCAUCGUAACCAUUUCCAAAUGUGCGGUAAUCCCUCUGUCGUACGCAAAUACUUUCCAGAACAACGGCGCUAUUACUUACAAGUUUUAUAUUAGAAAAGAGAAUGAGGGUAAUAACAACAAUUUCGGGAAUAACAACCGCGGACGUGGGCCAAGACGUCGUUAAUAAAAUGCAACAGCAGAUAACAAGAUAAAUCUUAUCAUGAAACACUGAAAUGCUGGACAUUUUUAUCGGAUAUUUGAUUUGAUUUAAUAUGAUAAAUACAUAAAUUUGGUAUAGCAAAGGAUUACCGUUACUUCACUAUAAGUUGAUGAGUAUCCAAUAAAAAUUAUUUUAUUAUUGCGGGUAGGUAAAACACUUACUUUCCCAGAUUUGCGUUACCUACACUUAGAAAAUCUGCUUUUGAACAUAAAUAAUAAUUAUUUGAUUUUGCAUGAUUUGA
Molecule: messenger RNA, 1834 nt
Organism: Ostrinia furnacalis (Asian corn borer)
Lineage: Eukaryota; Metazoa; Arthropoda; Insecta; Lepidoptera; Crambidae
Product: E3 ubiquitin-protein ligase Siah1-like
Exons: 9
Coding region: 235-1557 (440 amino acids)
Biological process (GO): multicellular organism development; proteasome-mediated ubiquitin-dependent protein catabolic process
Cellular component (GO): cytoplasm
Molecular function (GO): ubiquitin protein ligase activity; zinc ion binding; ubiquitin conjugating enzyme binding
Source: RefSeq, a predicted model, not a curated record